Salvelinus fontinalis (brook trout) is the source of this 4474-nucleotide messenger RNA. Its product is annotated as BMP-binding endothelial regulator protein-like. Lineage: Eukaryota; Metazoa; Chordata; Actinopteri; Salmoniformes; Salmonidae. The coding region runs from base 1537 to 3414 and encodes 625 amino acids. The record is from RefSeq and is a predicted model, not a curated record. Gene Ontology annotation, molecular function: protein binding. The transcript has 14 exons.
CACCUAUGGGGACAGCCGAAGAACCAUUUUGGAACCCUUUUUCUAAGAAUGUAGUCUAGAAGACUUAAAGAAGACAAAAUCCUCCUUUAUUUUCUGCUCUCUUUCUCCAUCCCCCCUUCCCCCCUUUCUGUCAGUGCACUGUGAGGCUAGUGGUACAGUUCUCCCAGUGGUCUAUAGAGCAAAGAUUGUGUUAGAGAACCUUCAGGGCAGCAUUGCUAUUGGACCUCCCAGGAUACUUUUAAUGGAGGGGUAGAGACAAAUAUAUAUAUGGCCUCCUGAGUGGCCCAGCGGUCUAAGGCAAUGUAUCUCAGUGCUAGAGGUGUCACUACAGACCCUAGUUCGAUCCCAGGCUGUAUCAUAACCGGUUGUGAUUGGGAGUCCCUUUGGGAGGCACACAAUUGGCCCAACGUUGUCCGGGUUAGGGGAGGGUUUGGCCGGGGUAGGCCGUCAUUGUAAAAUAAGAAUUUGUUCUUAACUGACUUGCCUAGUUAAAUAAAAUAAAUAACAAAUAUACAGUACCAGUCAAAAGUUUGGACACACCUGUUAAUUGAAAUGCAUUCCAGGUGACUACCUCAUGAAGCUGGUUGAGAGAAUACCAACAGUGUGCAAAGCUGUCAUCAAGGCAAAGGGUGGCUACUUUGAAGAAUCUAAAAUAUAUUUUGAUUUGUUUAACACUUUUUUUGGUCACUACAUGAUUCCAUUUGUGUUAUUUCAUAGUUUUGACGUCGUCACUAUUAUUCUACAAUGUAGAAAAUAGUAAAAAUAAAGAAAAACCCUGUAUGAGUAGGUCUCCAAACUUUUGACUGGUACUGUAUAUAUGUUUUAUUGUCACACACCAGAUAGGUGCAGUGAAAUGUGUUGUUUUACAGGGACAGCCAUAGUAGUACGGCAUAGGAGGUUGGUGGUACCUUAAUUGGGGAGGAUGGGCUCAUGUUAAUGGCUGGAGCAGAAUCAGUGGAAUGGUAUACAAAUACAUCAAACACAUGGUUUCUGUCCUCCCCUCAGCAGCCUCCACUGUAGUACAGCGCCCCUGGAUUAAAUUAGGGUUAAGUGCCUUGCUCAAGGGGGGCACAGACAGAUUUUCACCUUAUCGGAUCAUGUAUUCCAACCGCUAGGCUACCUGCCAGGACAUAAAGAAGGAUAGGACAACAGCCAUCUGAAUUCAGAGAAAAGUCAUGGAGCUAGUCUACCUACACAUCGGAGCCAAAAGUUACAUUCAGUUCAUUCAGCACCAUUCACUUUCUACUACUGGUGCAGGAAUAGGCCUACUUCUUGGAUAGGCUUGUGACUUAUCAGUGAAAUGUAUAUAUUGUUGCCCUUAUCUUUUUUCAUCCAGUUUUAAGCCACAACUGCUGCUCCUGUGGGGUCGCGACAUGUUUGCUUUGGAGGGAGGUGAAGGGUCAUGAGGGCAAGGAGUCCAGGUUUAAAUUGGCCUUUGAUUUGAGUGCUACUCUGAAGAGCCUUUUAGUGAUCUCUCCAUCCUUCCAUGAAAGACCGGCGGCAUGGCGGCUGGCGGGUCUGUCAGCUUGUUUUGGCAUGCCCUCUAAGGAGGGGAAGGCAGACUGUAAACAGGAGAAGUGUCCCCUGGUGUCUGAGGACUGUGCUCUGGUGGUCAAACAGACGGGAGCCUGCUGUGAGAGAUGCAAAGGUUGUCAGCUGGAUGGAGAGUCCUAUAAUAGUUCUGUCUCCUGGACCAGCUCCAUCAAGCCCUGCAUCUCUCGCCGCUGUCAGGAAGGUGUCGUAACUGAAGCGGAAGUACAAUGUGUCGUCCACUGCAGGAACCCCAAGAUUCACCCCAAGAAGUGCUGUCCAACGUGCCCGAGCUGUAUCUUGGAGGGCCGUCUGUACAAAGAGAGGGAAGAGUUUCACCCUGAGGGAAAACCCUGUAUUAAAUGCACCUGCACUGGAGGGCGGACCCUAUGCGUCAGGGAUGUGUGUCCUGUCCUCUCAUGCCCUGCCCACCUGAGCCACACUCAGCCCGGACAGUGCUGUCCCAAGUGCCUCGGUCAGAGGAAAGUGUUUGACCUGUCGAUGGGGAGUUGUCUGUUCCACAGUGAGGUCUAUGAGAACGGCACCUCCUUCAAGCACGACAACUGCACCACCUGUACCUGCAAGAAUUCCACUGUAGUGUGCAGGAAGCGCUGCUCUCGGCCAGGCAGUUGCCAUGGUGACCAGUGCUGUGGGGAGUGUCUAUCCUUCGUGGAGGUAGCGGAAGUGAAGUACUGCCGUGUCAGGAACAAGAUCUACCGGGAGGGAGACAUGUGGUCGUCUGUGAACUGCACCCUGUGUGCCUGUGUCAAGGGGGCCAUCGAGUGCCAGCCAAAGCAGUGUGUGCCAAUCACCAGCUGCCCCUCGAAUAAGAUCCUGAACAGGACAGGCUGCUGCCCGGUUUGCACUGAAAAGCCAGGUGUGUGCACCGUAUUCGGCGACCCACACUACAACACCUUUGACGGGCGCACGUUUAACUUCCAAGGAACCUGCCAGUAUGUUCUGACUCGAGACUGUGGUGGCGCCCCCUCUGGCGGGGGUGGAAACAGCGCCGGCUCUGACUCUGGCUUCACGGUUGUGGUGAGGAACGAUGCGAGGCGAACCCGCUCCUACUCCUGGACCCAGUCAGUGGAGCUGAGGAUAGGAGGGCUGAGUCUCAGCCUGCACCAGCACCUGACGGUGAGGAGGAACGGCACGCGCAUCGCCCUGCCCUACCAUGGUCCUGGGGUCCACAUCGACCUGGAUGGAUACCUGCUCAAACUCACCACCAUCGCAGGUCUGGAGAUCACGUGGGACGGGGACAGCUUCGUGGAGGUGGUGGCUGCUCCUCACCUGCGCGGUCGUCUCUGCGGCCUCUGUGGGAACUACAAUGGACACAAGCGGGAUGACACCAUGGGCAGCGACGGCCUCUUCAAGUUCGUGGUCGAUGAGUUUGCAGAGUCGUGGCGCGUGGAGGGGAACGAGGUUUGUGCCCAGCCCCUCAGGAGGCCCACCUCGUACCUCUGUCCCGGCAGUGUAAAGGUCAAGUUCCGCGCUCACAGGGAGUGUCAGAAGCUCAAGUCCUGGGAGUUCCAGAAGUGUCACCGGGUGGUGGACUUUGCCUCCUUCUAUAGGUCCUGUGUAACAGACAUGUGUGAGUGUCCGGUGCAUAAGAACUGUUACUGUGAGUCCUUCAUCGCCUACAGCCGGGCCUGUGAGAGGGAGGGAGCCCCCGUCUACUGGAAGCCAGAGGCUGCCUGCAUGGCGACCCAGUGUAAACACGGAGCGGUGUACGACACCUGUGGCCCGGGCUGCACCAAGACCUGUGACAACUGGAAUGAGAUCGGGCCCUGCCACAAGCCCUGCGUUGCCGGCUGCCACUGCCCAGCCAACCUGGUGCUGUUCCAGGGCCGCUGCAUCAAGCCCAUAGCCUGCCCUGGCCGGUGACCCUAGUGCCCCAGGGGAAGGGGGCUGAGAGAGGGCCAAACAACCAACACUGCCUAGCACUCAGGGUCCAUACCUGGGGGAGUGAGGAGUGGGGGGGGGAACAUGGGGUUGAGUGUGGGGGGAUGAAUAGAUGUGCAGACAGGCAACGAUGGACUGAAGGGGUUCUCAGAAGACAGGUAGGUCAGGUAGAGGCCUCGUCCACUCUGAGGGAGAUAGAUACCGACCAUCACAAACUGGGGUUUGGAACUCCGCUGUUGGUUGCUCUUACUCGUCCAGCACUACCUUGUGUUUUCACAGGAUGGUGCCCAUGUUGUCAUUCAAAUGGGAUAGGAAUCUGGAGGGAAACAUCACCCUUGUAGUUAAAAGAGGAAGAGACCCUUUAGGAAAGCCUUUGUGGCUACGCUUCUUUAGUUACUGGACCCUCAAGGGACAUUCAUCCAGACUGCCAUGGAUCUUCAGGAAAAGGGUGGGGCUGGCUCUGUGUUGAGCCAAUAUGGCCUCAGUGUUUCACUCUGUUGCAGCACACAGACAUUCAAAACCAGGAAACCAACCAAUGCAUCUUGAACAAGCAUGUUCACCCUGCCAGCAUAAGGGAUAAAUUCUACAAUGAACAUAUUGAACCCCCAGGUCUAACUUGCAUAGGAUUAUUUUAUACUGUAAACUAACAAGAUUUGUAUAAAAACAGAUAGCUUUUUGUAUUAUUAUUAAUGUUAUUUCUUUGUUGUUGAUAUUGUUAAUUUAUAUAUCGAUCAAUUGAUAUGUUGUAGCAAGAGCCAGAAUCAUAAAUCUAAUUUCAUUAUAAAUGAUUUAAAGGGAAAAAAAGCUAUUUAUGUAUUUGUUGUUUAGUUUGUGUAAUUGUGUCUUGUGUGAAGAGAAAUGCCCAUAUGUGACUCAGUUGUUGCACCAUCGCAGGGAAGAAACGUACUGUAUUUUUAAAUGCUCAGUGUACAGGUUGCUGUGUGUUGAUUCUCAAACUGAAGGUGUUCCUCGAGACGUACAUUUCACUUGACCUUGUAAGUUAUUAUUUAAGACCAGCAAUAUAUAAUUUCCAUGAAACUCA